Molecule: messenger RNA, 1326 nt
Organism: Ostreococcus lucimarinus CCE9901
Lineage: Eukaryota; Viridiplantae; Chlorophyta; Mamiellophyceae; Mamiellales; Bathycoccaceae
Exons: 2
Coding region: 1-1326 (441 amino acids)
Biological process (GO): nucleosome assembly; DNA replication-dependent chromatin assembly
Cellular component (GO): CAF-1 complex; nucleus
Molecular function (GO): protein binding
Source: RefSeq, a predicted model, not a curated record
AUGGUUCGCGUCAAAACCAUCGAAAUCGCGUGGCACAACGUCGAGAAAACAAACCAACCGAUUCUUUCGGUCGAUUUUAAUCCCCGCACGGGCGCGUUGGCGACCGCGGGCGCGGAUAACGAGAUCAAACUCUGGCGCGUGGACCGAUCGAUCGAUGGUGAGGUGACGGUGACGCACACGGAGACGCUGACGGGACACGCCAAGGCGGUGAACUGCUGUCGGUUUAGCGCGAACGGUCGAGCGUUGGCGAGCGCGGGAGACGCGGGAGACGUGUACGUGUGGCGAGAGGUGGACGUGGGGUCGACGACGGUCAAUUCGCACGGAGACGUUGUCGGGUGGAAGCCGAUGAAGACGCUGCGCGGGCACUCGGACGAUGCGUUGAGCGUCUGCUGGGGACCGAGGGAGACGCUGGCGAGCGCUUCGGUGGAUAACACGACGAUUUUAUGGGAUUGCGAGAGUGGUAACGGUGUGGUGCAGUUGCGCGAACACGCGCAUUACGUGCAGGGAGUGAGUUAUGAUCCGCGGGGGGAGUUUAUAGUCUCGCAGAGUCCCGAUCGAACCGCACAAGUGUACGCCGUUGUCGGCGGCGGUAAGCCGUCGGCGAAGAGCGUGAAACACGUGCGGGCGAUUAAGGCGAUUAACGACACGAAUGAGAGAGUCGAUGGCGGGCGCAUGGCGUCAAUCUUUCACGACGACUCUAUGACGUCGUUUUUCCGCCGCCCGGCCUGGUCACCAGAUGGUUCGUUCGUAGUGUUUCCGGCUGGAGUGUUCAAACGCCCGGGCGCCAAGCGAGCCAUGCAUACGACGUAUGUCUACGCUCGUGGGAACUUUGAAACGCCCGUCAUGCACUUACCAGGCGGCGAGACGCCAUCUGUGUGUGUUAGAUUCAAUCCUGUGCUGUUCAAGCGUCGAAAAGACGCCGCUGAUCCUACGACACCGUCAGACUUGCCGUAUCGCGUCGUCUUCGCGGUGUGCUCGCAAGACGGCGUCACGAUCUACGACACCGAUGAAACCGAACCGAUCGUGUACGUCGCUGGUAUCCACUGCACGUCUAUCACAGACUGCGCAUGGUCCCCGGAUGGUGGAAUGCUUGUCGUGAGUAGCACGGACGGUUUCGCGAGCGUCGUCGCCUUCGAUGAAGGCGAGCUUGGCGCGCCAGAGACUAACAUCCCCGAACACGUGAAGUCUUUGCUAGCGUCGUCGAGGAUAGGAGAAAGCGUGCCCGAUGAAGUUGUCGUUGUUGCGCCGGCGGUACCCAAUCCGGUAGCCGCUGGACCGGGACCGACGAGAAUCGCGCCAGUGCGCAUCGCGCCGACGCCCAUGUAG